GCGAUGGAUCGUGGAGCCGCAGCGCCCGGGAACUGUCCGCGGUCCUGAGAUGCCCGCGCCGGGUCCCUGUCUGCGGGAAGAGGCGCUGGGCUCCCGCUGCCCCCCCUGAAGCGGUGCGGCAGGGUCUGUCCCCCCUGCGCUGGAGCCCGGGGCCUGAGCCGUCGGCACAGGAAUGCAGGAUGCACCCGCUCUGGAGGAUGGAUCACUGUUUCAUCUACAUCAACGCAGCCUUGCUGUUUUAUUUUAGCUAUGCCAGCCUGUUCCUCGUGGAGGCAGACAGCCCGUCCGCUCCAGUCAAUGUCACAGUCAAACAUCUGAAGGCCAACUCGGCUGUUGUGACCUGGGAUGUUCUGGAGGAUGAAGUUGUUAUUGGAUUUGCAAUCUCCCAGCAGAAGAAGGAUGUGCGGAUGCUGCGCUUCAUCCAAGAGGUGAACACCACCACCCGCUCGUGCGCCCUCUGGGACCUGGAAGAGGACACUGAGUAUAUUGUGCAUGUCCAGUCCAUCAGCAUCCAAGGCCAGAGUCCAGCCAGUGAACCCGUCCUCUUCAAGACCCCCAGGGAAGCCGAGAAGCUGGCCUCCAAGAAUAAAGAUGAGGUGACGAUGAAGGAGAUGGGGAAGAACCAGCAGCUGCGCGCUGGGGAAAUUCUCAUCAUUGUCGUGGUGUUAUUCAUGUGGGCAGGAGUGAUCGCCCUGUUUUGCAGGCAGUAUGACAUCAUCAAAGAUAAUGAACCAAAUAACAACAAGGAGAAAGCCAAGAGUGCGUCUGAGAGCAGCACUCCCGAGCACCAGAGCGGAGGGCUCCUGCGCAGCAAGUUUCCAAAAAACAAGCCUUCAGUGAAUAUAAUCGAAGCAUGACGGCCUGCCAUCCAAUAGAUGGACCCCAUUUCUCGCUCUGCCUCUGCUUCUGAGCCCUGAUGACUGGGGAAGUGAAAUACUGUUGGAGUGGUUUGGAGAGGCCUACUGGUUGUCAAGUUCUGGCAUAAAUCUCCUUGCCCUUGCUCUGCAAAAGACAACUGGAGAGAGAAAAAAAUAAUCCUGGAAACCCCCCCGACAUAAGCCACUGUUUGAGAAAGAAAAGCUUCUGUGAAACUGAUGCCUCAGGCAAUUCUGUAUCAGACUCACAAUUCACCCAGGCUGUAACAAAUCCUAACAGACUCAUCUUCCACCCUCCAGCCUCCUCUCUCUCCUGGAGCGAUUUGUCUCUCUUUGGAGAUCACAAAAAUUUAAAUUGUAUUUUGCUUCACUGUUGCCACAUGUUGACAGCAUCAACAUGGGCUCAGGCUGCAUUUGCCAUUUCUCUUCAGAGAAACGAGAAAGAAAAACUAGACAGUGGCAGAGAAAAGGAUUGUGGCUGCUGUGUACUCUAAUCUCACUCCCUAGCACUCAUGUUUGGUGUGUAAUACAUUUUGCAGGUGGGAUUUUUUUGUAUGUUUGUUUUUAACAAAGGCACAUUACAGUUUCCAUCUGGAUGGUCACUACUUUGCUGGCUGCUCUCCAGUUGAGAUCUACAGCACUUGUCUCUAUUUUUGCCAUCUCUCCUGUUCUCCAAUGCUGUAAUCCAUCCUAGGUAAGCAGGGUGGAAUUCAAAACACCAUGGGGCACAGAUCAACAGAGACAAGAAGCCGACCAUUGUUUUGAUUCCAGGAGAACUUGGACCAUUUCUUCAUGAUAUUUAUGACUGGGCCUUACUGAUUCCACCUAUAGUGUAACAAAUGGUCCUUACAAAAUGUAGCCAGUUAGUGGAAAAAAAACCCAAAAAACAAAGUCAUGAAUGGUUGCUAUUCAAGGAUACCAGGUUUCUAGUGCUGACAGCUAUCCCAUUCACUUCCAAAAGAUCCCUGCCAAUGAUGGACAAGGACACUCCUUAAAUAGUUACUUCUUUUACUGGGGUUCCAGUGAGUGGAUCUGUUCUCCUUCCACUUCGUGUCUCCACUAUUUAUCAUGACCCUGUGUUGCCAGGUGUCUGUUAAGAGUCCCUCCUCACUCCUCCACAAACGUAGAGAGGGAAGGGAAGCGUCUCCUCUAGUUUACUAGCUGCUUUAUGUUCAUAAGUUGACAAGUUCCCUGUGACUUGCAACGUUUUGAGACUGGUAGGGGAGAGGUCAGCAAAUGGAAGAGAUUUACUAUCAGAGCUUUGCCAGCAGGCUUUUAUAUGUUUUUGUUUAAUUAUUCUACAAGGCCAUUCCAUACAUGCUGGGGGAUAACAUGGGAUCCUAAUAAUUCCAUCAAAUAUUAAGAUGGGUUGGCCCAAAUAGGAUUUAAAUCCUCCCACUGCAAACAAAUUUGCAUUCAAGCAAGAUAAUGAUUCAAAAGCCACUGCAAAGAAAACAAGCUGGCAGUCACUGCGUUCAGACAUCUUUCCCCCUUGAUAUCCAUUAGCCUCUCUCAAGUAGUCAGUCCAGGAGAAAGACACUGGGAGGUCUGCAUGCAGAGACAUUUUAUAAACAAGGGCUUCCCCACUGCCAGUUUCAGGGAGUGGGGCCAGUCUAACUCAUAGUUUCUAAAUUGGAUCUUUAGCCAAAAGCUACUCCCCACCACCAAGAGGGAGAGGUCAAUACCUCUGAUACAGUUGGAGCAAUAAACACUUUUUAAUGUACAAUAAAAGAUUCAAGGCACAUCCUUCCUUGCAAAUACCCAAGUUUAGUGAUAACUCCUCUUGGUCUACACUGGGGCAAAAUGCAUGAAAUAGAAGGUGGGGACCUUCUACCCAGAUCUGAGGGAUCAUGAAUUUAGGUGUUUUCUCCCUCUCCCUAGUUGCAGGAAGCAGUAAAGGUUCAAUGGGGGGGUUAACUUUCAUUAGGCUGUGGGCUAAGAUGAGCAAGAAGCGACAAUGUAAGUAGAGCCACAGCCCUACUUAGUCAGUAGAUGUCUACAGGAAUGUCUCAGGCUUAGUACGCAUCUUAUGAGAAAGAAACGUCAUUCAGAAUCCAUAGCCUACCUAUAAAGGAAGACUUAGAACAGAUAGUAUGGCAUGUACAAAAUGAGAAGAUGUUCUGUCAUAAUCUUGGUGCAGACAAGCAAACAAGGCCCUAAACUCUAACCUAGCUGCUGCUGUGGAAAGUCAGCCUGGGUAAAUUAUCAGGGUGAUGUUUUUUAUACAAAAAUGUUUCUGGGAAUGCAGAAAACAUUCCCCAUUUUUGAAAGUAAGUGUUAUUGUUUCCUAGUGACAGGUUUUUAAGCUAUUUCUAUUCCAACAGUGACGUGCUUGCUGUUAGAGAUGAAGAAAUUAAAAUGUGAGGCAUAGAUGCUUGUUCACAGUUGAGUAUUCAAGCCAUGAUGUGGCAGCUGGCAAAAGGAGUGUAUCAUUAUGCUCCGUAACUGCAGGUUUUAAAGGUAAGGUAAUAAUGCUAUUAACGAGAAAAACAAAUGUAGGCUAGGAAGCAAAUCCACUCGUACCAGAAAGGAAUUCCAAGCUAUCAAAUGCAGCUGACUCCCUUAGUUCCUGAAAACAUCUGCAUUAUCAACUGAAGGGAUUUAAUAAGAAUAUACUUUAUCUAAAGAGGCGCUACAUACGGAAAGGAGAGAGAUCGAGACAUAUAGGCCCUUCUGAAAAUUUUACUCAUUUUCAAAAGCAACUUAGGUGCUUAGAAGCCCAAGUCUCAUUCAAUAUAAUUUAGGCUCCCAAGCACUUGUCACUGUUGAAAAUGGAACGCAGACAUCUAAGUCACUCAGGCACUAUUGAAAAUGUUACCCUUAAUCAGGAAAAAGGCAGUGCAUUAAGAAACAAACAUGCAUUUAAAAAAAGAAAAAGUGUAUGCUCUGCAAUCACCUUAAAGGAUGCCCAGAUUUUCCAGUGUGAUUUUGCUUGUAAAGUGUAGUUUUUGCUGUAUGCUAAGGAGCAAGCAGGAGUGCACUAGAGUGAAGGGAUUCCAAAGAGCCCCGCAAUAAGUGAUUUUCCACUGAACAUAAAAAACAAAACAAAACAAAGCAAACAUCUAAAUGGCUCUGCUGAUGGUGUGCAGUCGCUGGAGACUAAUUCAACUGAUUUCCAGGAACCAACAACGCAUAGUCGAUGUGCACAAUAAAGGAAUAAGAGAAAAGUACCUCCGGGCCAGCGUAUGUCUAAAGUUAAGCACCACUUACUUUAUUUCUUAAAAGCACAAUAAUCCUGUGCUUAUAGGCACUAAUUUAGUCAGUAUAUUCCUCCCCCACAUAAGAGUUUAGUGAAACUGUACCACAGAGGGCAAUGUGGAGUAAACAGUUCAAUAUAGGGCGUCCUUCCAAUUCACAAUCAUAACUGCCAUCAACUUCUCAGUCACUUCCCCCGUACGCUAAGAAACAGCACAAACUCUGUUCCCUCAUUCUUUUAAGAAAAAUUAGAACAUUUAUGCAUUUUAAACAGACAGUUAAUUAGUGGAGAACACACCUACAUGCCUGAAAGUGUCUGUAGAAUCUCAGUUGCUAACAAUUUACUAGAGGAGAUGUGAAUGGGGAGAAAACAGAUUUUAAUUCUAGUAUUUGCCUAAGAUAUUAAAAGUCAUGUCAUUCAAAAGUGUAUAUCACAGCACCACAUACAUUUCAGAGAUGUAAGAUGUGGGCAGUAGUAUGCUUCAUCAGAUUUCAGUUCCUAGCAGACAAAGAGGGAAGGGAGUUCAUUGUGCACGUUGUGCCAUAUGUAAUUUCCUCCAAAUCUGCAAUAAGGCUUACUAUCACAAUGUCCUAAACUAUCAUUGAUUUACCUGUAUAGAGACCACUAACAGACUCGCUAACUACUAUAUGUGGUGAAUCUUCUUUGUUUGUUAAAGCAACAUUCUGAUCGACAAAAUCACUAUGUUAAAACGUCGUCUACUUUCUCCAUGGAUCUCCCCCUGCUGUGAAUUCAGUCAUAUCCGCUGACCAUACAGACUAAAAUAAGCAUUUCCCUACUUUUUAGUCCUCUUAGCCCACCCACCUAUGAGAAAGUGAGCUGCAUUCCAUUCUGGCUCACGCAUCACCAUCAGUUCUGUUUAACUAAGUUCCAACUGCAGAACCUUUAUAAUUAGUGACAGAGCCAGGAAAGGCACAGCUUGAAUUUCAGAUCCCAGAUGGAGUCACAGGGCUGGCAGCUAGAACAGCCAUCUUUUUCCUUUCAAGCUGAAGGAGUCUGAUGUGGAGCCACAGAGAGAGACAAAAAUGACGGAACCUCAUGAUGCCAUUUUUCACUUUUCAGCAUCUCACUGUCCUUUUAAACUGAUAAGGAGAAACUCACCUGAUGCAACCAAUUGCUAAACGUAAUGUAUUUAUAUCCGCAAUACCCCUUUCUCAGCUGGUGUAACUGACAUGCCCUUAAAUCAGAUCAGAUUCCCUUGACUUUUAAACUAGAGGGAAGUGAGAGGUUAAAGGAGGAAGUUUAUCAACUUUUAUGACAAGUUCUAGUACACAUUUUAUUUCCGUCCUUUUACAAUUACACUGCAGCAAAAAGAUUUGGCAGGAAGGUCCGAUCGACUGCUGAGAGAGGAGAACAGCUAGAACUUGUAGUUCAUUAGCUUUGGGGGUCAUUAUUGACUUGCUGUUGCUAUAAAGAGUGCAACACAAUGGUGAAUGCUCUUACUAGAACUGAAGUUGUAAAACAUUUAAUCACAGGGCUCAGAUCUUCCUUUGGGGGUAGGGGAUGUCUAGCACAAUGGACUACUCCAUUCCUCAUUGAGGCUACUGGGCACUACCACAGUGGACAUAAUAGAUAAUAAAGCCCCUACCUGUAUUCCAGAAGUGAAUAUGUAAUUUGUCCUGCCAUGAGCAUUACAUAUACAAUCUCUCUUUUUCUGCCCUUGCAGCACCUCUGAGGUACAGUAUGUACAGUUAUGAAGAACGAAAUCUUUAGCAAUAAGACUGUCUGUGAACCUGGAGUCUGUAGAAAAUGCAAAGCUGCCCUAUGGCAGCUCCAAUGUGUGUGGGAGAAAUAUUAAGAUCACAAAACACAGAUUUAGAAGGAAGUCCCCACAUCCGCCUACUCUUCUCCAGCCCAGCAGAGCCAGCCCUAGACACAGCACAUAUUGUACAGACACCACCAUCCUCUCAAGUGAAAGAUCUUACAACAUGUUUCUUGUUCAGAGCCAUUUCAUGGUCUCAGCAUGGCUAACUGGUAAUAGAACAACUGCUUUAAGAAAAGGCUAAUACAAAUAGUCUCCUGACUGCUGUGUAUAGUUUAAUAUCUGCUUUACAAAAGAAACAUAAAAUCUAAGAGGGGCUAGCAUGAAAAAUUUUUGGAAAUCUUCAUACAUAAAGGAGUACAGCUUCUAAGCAUGCACUGUCUUACAGAACUGCUUGCUUGUAUCCUUCCCACUCCCUGCCCCAGCUCUGAAGUGCCAAGGCUGAUUGUUAGUGACUAUCAAUCACUUGUUGAGAUAGGACUGAAGCAUCCAGGCUGUGCCAGUCUCAGCCUGACUCCUACAACAUCAGCUAACCCAACACUACUUCUUAGCUUUUUGGGGGAAGUAUCAUUAGCUGAUGUGCCUUUGCCAGGGGAAUGGGCUCUGCAAUUUAACUCAUAUUACUAUGGACACUACUUCCUCUUGCUUUCUUUUCCAAACACUCUAGAAAAAGAUUAAUCCAAGAGCUCCUGCCCCUUCUUUAUUAUACAAGUGAUAGGAACAGGUAGGCUUUAGCAACAAAAUCCUCAGCAAAGGGAUGUCUUUUAGGACCACACACAAAUAACUCCCUUUCGAGAUGCACAGCCAAAAAAAUACGUGGGGGACUCACUGACUUACAAGACAAUGGCCAUUGUAAGAAUGGUGCUAACAAUCUCGCCUCCCCAGUCAGUAGCUGCCAUGCGAUACGACUUUCCCAUUCUAUGCAAGGCUCCCCACAAGUAGGAUUUAGAGUGCUAAAAUCACAAGAGAUGCUAUUCUGGUUUUGGGAUACUUCUGAUUGGAGAGAUUUUCUAAAAGAUGCAUGUUUCAGCUGUUGUCAUAGCCUAAAAAACUGGGCACACUCCCACCUCAGCCUUUACAGACUAGUGGCAAAUUGACACACCCUUAUAAUAGCCUUCCUGGGACUCCAUGGUGGCAGGCAAAAUAUUCUCUUUCAUUAACACAUGCAGUAUAUAGAAGUUAGAGCAAGGGGCUAGGAGUCAGGCAGACCUAGGUCCCAGUCCUAGCUCCACUGUUGACUCACUGUGUGACUCUGGGCAAGUUACUUAACCUCUCUGUGCCACAGUCACUUCACUUAUAAAACGAUGAUUAAUAAGGUGAGUGAACUGUUAAGCCCCUAGAGAUCCAAAAUUGAAAGGUGCUACACAAGGGUAAAAUAUAGUACAUGAACACAGAGGGAGACACUGAAAAAGAAAACCUGGGCAUAGUGCUAUUUUUUUUAAAUUACAUUAGCAAAAUCUGCCACGAGACAAUCUGAUAAAUGGGGAAAGACUGAGAUUUGCCAAAUGGUUCUGACUUGUUCAACGCUUUGCUCUGGUCAUUUUUCCUGUCAGCUGCCAGAGAAAAUCAGGGCGUGAAGUUGACUCCAUGUUGCUAUUACUCCAUGUACUGUACUCAAGAAAUAAUUUUGUCAACCACUGUUGAUGGAUUGCUUUAUAAAUGCUUUACAUAGAGCAUUUAGGGGAAACAGUUAUACAGUCUGUGCUUAACGGUCCUUUAAUACAGUAGAAAAGAACUACUGUAACACACAAAGCUACCACGGAUUCUAUUGAUACUUUCUCAUUUAAAAUGUAUUCAUAAAUUCUAGUUUUCAUUCAGCACCUUCCAUGUAACUAAAAGAAAAAUCUGCCUGAACCAAACACUCACGGCUGGACAAAAAUUGGUUAAGGGAUGUGGAACAGAAGUGUACUCCUGCAUAUUUGAGGUGAUCUCUUCCAUUAGGAGUUUUUAUAAAAAUGAUGGUCACCCACACACAACAGUCAAGUUUUUGUUUAGAGGGGUAAGUAACUAGUAAGAAUAAGAGGUGGAGGUUUAAAGGCAGUCUGAGUAUGUGUUUGAGGCUAUAAAGUCUGGUGAGAGAAUCUAACAUUGCAGUGGUUGAGUUGCUCCUUCUCAGGGAAGUUGAUUUUAGCUACAAGGGAACUUCCUCCUAGUUAAGCUGCCAAAGCUACAGAGAACUAUGGGAUGUGCCUAGUAACAAUGGGAUUUCUAUGUGUUUACUUACUACCACACAACUGACAAAUUAUGGAAUAAGUCCCAUUCCUCAAUCCACAGCUACUACAAGACAGGUCUUUUGUGGAGGAAUGGUGAUAAGUGAUGCUAGCUAAGCCUGGGCCCCUCCUUAGACCCAAUAUACCAUACUGACACAACAAAUAAGGCAAUAUGAAGUCCUACGUCUGAGGCAGAGAGAGCUGCUCUGCCAGCUGCUCCACAUUUGUUUGUUAAGCUUUUUAAAGUCCCUGAAGUAGUUUGUAUGAGAUACACGUCACUUUAAAUUUCUAUAAAUACCUAGAUGGGAAUAAUAAAUGUAUUCAGUUCAAUAAAUUAUCUUCAUUUUUCACUUGUCGAUUUUACAAUGUGUUGUUGCUCUGCCCCACGGACUAGGUUAGAACUACACAAUGCAAAGCACUAAGCAAAUCUGCUAUUUACACCGAGACAGCUGAUGAGCCAAGAGCAGGUAAGGAGGCCAUUGUUAAUCAUUCACUCCACCUCAUCCUACAAGGAAGGAAGGUGCCAGUCCAGCAGCCCUUUGUUCUGGCACUUGCUAGAUAGGGUGGUCAUGAAAGCUUCAUCUUUCUCCACUGCAGUGACCCCGGCUAUCUUGGUUAACUUGCCUUUAACAAAAAUAAAAAGCCUCCUUGAAGAAUUUGUUUAUCGUAAGGGGACACGAGAGCAGAACACACCCACUUAACUGUUGAUGGGGUCCAAGAAAGGCUUUGUGCAGCGCAAGAGCCAAUAUGGACUCACCAGAAAAUAGGUAAGUGACUAAGGAAGCAUUCACGUCAAGGCUGCUAUUAAACAUAUGGAGGAAGCUACACGUUCUCUCCUUGCUGUUUGUUUAGAUCUCUCUACUGUCUUCACUUCAGACCAUCAGACCAGCUCUCCAACUAGAGCAAGUUGGCUCCUUUAGCUACAGUUGCUGUUAUUCCUGAAACAUGGGUAGGAAACUACAUG
Molecule: messenger RNA, 9025 nt
Organism: Gopherus evgoodei (Goodes thornscrub tortoise)
Lineage: Eukaryota; Metazoa; Chordata; Testudines; Testudinidae
Gene: FNDC5
Product: fibronectin type III domain containing 5
Exons: 6
Coding region: 180-857 (225 amino acids)
Biological process (GO): positive regulation of brown fat cell differentiation
Molecular function (GO): protein binding
Source: RefSeq, a predicted model, not a curated record